GUUAAGGAAACAUACACGUCAGAAACGUAGAGCGCCAACCAUUGCAGAUAAGCAAAAGCGCCUCGAAAACCCAAGAGGCACGUGUCAUCAACACAUUUCUUCUCCUGAAUUUCUCUGAUAUUUCGAGUCUUGACCUCAGACUCAUCUCUGAAGUGUCGGUGGCAAAGCAACGAAGAAACCAUUGACAGACCGAAUUUUGUUUCACUGCCUAACCGUAAAUAGGACUAGGAGCCUGCCUUUUGAGUGAAAGAGAGAGAAAGAGAGGAUGACAACGGCUUCUUUGUGUUCGUCAACUCAGAUCAAUGGCUUUGGAGGAGGUCUUAGACUCCAAAAGACCCACCUCUAUCAACCCAGUCCAUUCACUCUUACAAGGAGAAAAAUUCAUACUGUAGUGAAGGCAACAGCUCGGGUUGAUAAGUUCUUAAAAAGUGAUAUCAUUGUUUCCCCGUCCAUCCUCUCUGCUAACUUUUCAAAGCUUGGAGAGCAGGUGAAAGCAGUAGAGUUGGGAGGUUGUGAUUGGAUCCAUGUUGAUGUAAUGGAUGGUCGUUUUGUUCCAAACAUCACCAUUGGACCUCUUGUGGUUGAUGCUUUACGGCCAGUGACAGAUCUUCCUUUGGAUGUUCAUCUGAUGAUUGUGGAACCUGAACAAAGAGUGCCAGAUUUUAUCAAGGCUGGAGCUGAUAUAGUCAGUGUUCACUGUGAGCAAUCCUCCACCAUCCAUUUGCAUCGCACAGUAAAUCAGAUAAAAAGUCUUGGAGCUAAAGCUGGAGUUGUCUUGAACCCUGCUACCCCACUGACUGCUAUAGACUAUGUACUUGAUGGCAAGUUUCUAUUUCGGCUUUCUCCUAAAUUUACUUUUAUCCUUUUUCAUUUCUUUCUGUUACCUUUGAUAAUUUUCUACAUGAUGACUGAUGAUUGUCAAGGCUCCUCGGGCUGCUUGCUGAACUGGAGUGGUUGAUCUAGUCUUGAUUAUGUCUGUGAACCCUGGUUUUGGUGGGCAAAGCUUUAUUGAGAGUCAAGUAAAGAAAAUCUCCGAUUUGAGAAGAAUAUGUGCAGAGAAGGGAGUAAAUCCAUGGAUUGAAGUAGAUGGUGGAGUUGGUCCCAAGAAUGCAUAUAAGGUUAUUGAGGCUGGGGCUAAUGCUAUAGUUGCAGGUUCUGCUGUAUUUGGAGCGAAAGAUUAUGCUGAAGCUAUAAAAGGAAUCAAAACCAGCAAAAGGCCAGUAGCAGUACCAGCGUGAUUUAUCACCAGAGGAUCUCAUUUGAUUAAAAGUGUGACCUGUAUUCUUCAUUCUUAUGUUAUUCAAAUGGUAGAUAAGCAGCUUAUCGCUACCUUCAUGAUCACUUGUUUGGUUGAUUUCUCUGGGGUUACAGAUGAACUAAGGAAUUAAUUUCUGUGGAAAGAGUACCCGCUGGGUAUGUGAUGUGUGCUACCACAUAUGCUUUAUAGGGAUUCAAUAAUUCGAGCUCACUUGAAGCUCUUUGUAACGAUCAAUAGUUCCAUUAGUAUAUUCAAUCAGAAUCUUUCUAA
Molecule: messenger RNA, 1528 nt
Organism: Manihot esculenta (cassava)
Lineage: Eukaryota; Viridiplantae; Streptophyta; Magnoliopsida; Malpighiales; Euphorbiaceae
Product: ribulose-5-phosphate-3-epimerase, chloroplastic
Exons: 10
Coding region: 266-958 (230 amino acids)
Biological process (GO): pentose-phosphate shunt; carbohydrate metabolic process; pentose-phosphate shunt, non-oxidative branch
Cellular component (GO): cytosol
Molecular function (GO): metal ion binding; D-ribulose-phosphate 3-epimerase activity
Source: RefSeq, a predicted model, not a curated record